GAGCUCUGUAGCUUGACCACACCCUUCUGCUGAGUUUGCAAUCACAACACAGGAAACACAAAAAUCAUCAACUUGUCAACAGAGAAAGAAGAAUUAGAAAAAUGGCAGAAGAAAGGCCAAUGCUGUAUGACUCUCUUAGUGAAGAGGAUGGUCAACCACCUCCAUACACUGAUCAGCCGAAGGCUAGCUCCAAGUCGUCUAAGGUACACAAGUUCAGUUUGGAUCAGAGUCCUGCAGUGAAGAUGCAGGAUGCUCCCCUCAGUACAAUAUACGUGGGUCUGUUUGCCACAAUCUGCUGUAUAUGGCCCUGUGGACUUGUUGCAGUGAUCAUCGGAUUGCAGGCUCUCCAAGCCUAUUACCGUGGUGAUCUGCACGAGUCUCGCCGUAAGAACACCAUUUCCAAGAGGUUUACUAUUACCAGUGUCGUACUGGGGAUAGUCCUGAUCAUUGCAUGUCUGGCUCUGUUUGUUAUGGAGUUCAUAGCAAUUACAAAUUUGCCUAAAAGUACCGGUCAAAGUCGACCAAUUUCCAUCAGUUGAUUUCAGUCAGUUAUAUAUAUACAUGUAUAAUUAUGUAACACUGAUUACUUUAAUAAUUGUGUAGCGUACGUUGUACAGACUAUUACUGUUUGUUAUAAGUUAAAUAAUACAUGUAAUGUAGCAUGCGAGUUAAAUAUAACAUUGGGUUAUGUUUUGCCCUUAAA
Molecule: messenger RNA, 703 nt
Organism: Halichondria panicea
Lineage: Eukaryota; Metazoa; Porifera; Demospongiae; Suberitida; Halichondriidae
Product: synapse differentiation-inducing gene protein 1-like
Exons: 4
Coding region: 102-539 (145 amino acids)
Cellular component (GO): membrane
Source: RefSeq, a predicted model, not a curated record